This is a messenger RNA of Oreochromis niloticus (Nile tilapia), 1046 nucleotides long. RefSeq names its product glycine-rich cell wall structural protein 1. The transcript is spliced from 4 exons. The record is from RefSeq and is a predicted model, not a curated record. The coding region runs from base 133 to 975 and encodes 280 amino acids. NCBI's taxonomy places the organism in Eukaryota, Metazoa, Chordata, Actinopteri, Cichliformes, Cichlidae.
UGUGGAGCGCCAAUAUAAGCCAUGCAUCUGCUGCUAGCUUGUCAAUGGACAUUGAUUUGAUCUGUAAGCAGCCAGCAGCUUGUUGGUACUGACCUGCUGUAGCUGACUUGUGCUCCCUUUUGAGGCUUAAUCAUGUUGCUUGAUGUUAUUCUGAGGGUUUCCUGGAUUUGCUUCCUCUUUUUUGGCCGAGGUGCUUGUUUGCCUGUUUUUGUUAAAGGUCAGUCUGGUAGCACCGGAAGGUUAGGCCACCUUGGCUGGGUCCCAGGUACUGGAGGGGUUGGUGCUGUCAGAUGGGUCCCUGGAACUGGAUUGCUUGGGGGUGGUAGCUCUGGAUCUCUAAGAGUUGGUACUGGUGACUGGACCUUUGGUGCUGGCAGAUCUGCUGCUUUAAAUGUUGGCACAACUGGGGUUGGUCGUGAUAGCUCUGUUACUGCAGGGCUUGGUGCUGGCAGCUCUGGUAUUAAAAGGGUUGGUGCUGGUAGCUUUAGUACUAGUGGGGUUGACGUUGGCAGUUCUGUUACUGCAGGCGUCGGUGCUGGCACCUCUGGAGGGGCUGGAACCGUUAGCGUCAGUGCUGGCAGCUCUGGAAGGGUUGGGGCUGGCAGCUCUGGCUCUGGAGGGGUUGGUAUUGGUGGCUUUACUGGAUCCUCAUAUUUUGCUGGAUUUCCAUUGGUAAAUGAUCCUGCAGGGGGAGCUCCUUCCUCCUUUGACCAACGGAACUGGAUGUCACCUCAGACCUCCCCUGACUUUAAUGCCUGGUAUGCCUAUCACAUGCCACUUGGCAUGUUUAUGGCUCCUCCUGCAUUGCCUUCAUCCUACAUCAUCCAGAACGGCAAUGGCUACCAGCGAGGAAGAGAAGCCUUUUCUUACUCAAAAUACACUGACGAUGUCUACAGCCCCUUUCCUCUGAGCCCUGUGCUGCCACGCAAUCCAGAAAGUGUCCCAGUGGCUGAUUCUCAAAGGGUAAAGGUUUGAGGUCAACUUGAUCAGCUGAGCCCGGGCCCUCCAUGCAUCAUGUGAUCAUUAAAAGAACUAUAACAACAAAA